Messenger RNA from Metopolophium dirhodum (rose-grain aphid), 3477 nucleotides. RefSeq names its product junctophilin-1-like. NCBI's taxonomy places the organism in Eukaryota, Metazoa, Arthropoda, Insecta, Hemiptera, Aphididae. The transcript has 9 exons. The coding region runs from base 1068 to 3101 and encodes 677 amino acids. Gene Ontology annotation, cellular component: junctional membrane complex; endoplasmic reticulum membrane; plasma membrane. The record is from RefSeq and is a predicted model, not a curated record.
GCGGACCGAACGUCAUUUCGGGCGAACCGACACUUAAAAUAAGCAUACACUGUACGGCACCGCCGCCGCCGCUUUUGAAACGCGCCAAAAAAGCUCGUUGCCGCCGCUAGUGAUCGCCAGUGCGCUUUCGGUGUGCGGUUGUCGCGGACGUCUGCUGCAGCGGCUGCGCGUCUCCUAUAGGCCGUCAUUACUAUCACACACACACACGUACGCACACGUGCGCGCGCACACACUCAAAAACACGCGCCGCGCGCGCGCACUCGUUUCGAGUUUGGGUUGUUGGAUUUUCCACACCCGGCUCUCCACCCCCCCCCCCCGUGUCAAAUUCAAGUUUAAAAUUGUAACGUCUCACCGGUUUUUCGUCGUCGUUUUUUCCCCUCCUCCUGAUCACAUAACAAUAUAAUAUUAUUAUCAUUAUCGGAUACUAAAUAAUAAUAAUAUGUAAGGUCCGUCGUAUAUUAUGUAAAUUUUUUUUCCGUCUUCGGAACCGGCGGUCGGACACGACACACCGUUGUCGAACCGAUAACGCGUCCGGGUGACAAAAAACCAACGACAACUACACCACCUUUAAUAAUAUCGUACCUGGAGACGGAAGCAAUGAUCCGCGAUCGGCUGCACACGACUACGUCCGACUGGUGCGUUGGCCGUUUCUUGCCAACACUGUGACUCCUGCAACUUUGGUCUCCGGAAGAAUCUUUCUGCGACGCACGUGGUGCCUGAUACUAUCUGCAAUAUACUAUAAUACGAUCUAUCUCUAUCUUUCUGAGGUGCACGGCGGAGUCCGAGCAGUGGUGAUCCUAGGGGAGGAAUUGGAGAAACGCAAAAAACUCUAAAAAAAAAACCAAAAAUCUCAAGAAACAUAAAAAAAAUACCUAGCGCAUAACCGGGACCGGUCCGAGGCGCAUAUUCGGUUGUCCGGCGUCGCAUACGACGUCGGCGGCGGCGUCGGAGGUGGUGGCGGCGCGACGGCCACUGCGACGGCGACGGCGGCGACGAUGAGGCGCGCCACCAGCAGCGUUUUCACUUGUAGUCGGCCGGAGAGUAGUGCGUAGCACGCGUCUGCGGCCAUGCAAGCGGGUGGCGUGACGGCGGCGCCCGCGCCGGCACCGCCCAAUGGGUACGGAGCACAGCAGCAACAGCAACAGCAACAGCAACAGCAGCAACAGAUGUUGUUGCAGCAGCACCACCAGCCCCAGUUGUCGAACAACUCGCCGGCGUCGACGGCGGCCACCGGCACGGCCACCACCAACAAGAUACUGAUAAACGGCGGCCGGUUUGACUUCGACGAUGGCGGCACGUACUGUGGUGGCUGGGAGGACGGAAAGGCGCACGGGCACGGCGUGUGCACUGGCCCUAAGGGCCAGGGAGCGUACUCGGGAUCUUGGCACUAUGGUUUCGAGGUGUCCGGCGUCUACAUGUGGCCCAGCGGUAACACUUUCGAGGGCCAAUGGCAGAACGGCAAGAGACACGGGUUGGGCGUCGAGUCCCGGGGGCGGUGGCUGUACAGAGGAGAAUGGACACAAGGUUUCAAGGGCCGGUACGGUGUCAGACAAUCGGCCACGACCAACGCCAAGUACGAGGGGACUUGGGCCAACGGGCUGCAAGACGGCUACGGGUCAGAGACGUACGCCGACGGUGGGACGUUUCAAGGGCAGUGGAUGCGCGGCAUGCGACACGGAUACGGCGUCCGGACCAGUGCUCGGUUCGGGAUGGCAUCUCAUUCCAAGCCAAACAAAUCGGACAUCCGGAAUUCCCUGUCGUCGUUGGGCAGCGACGAUGCGCACAACAAGGCGGGCAGCGCGUCCGAAGACCCGGUAAUUGGUAGCGAGGGUCGCGACAAGAAGCUGGACGACACCCGAGGUGGGUUCGUGUUGAAGGCCAACAGUGACGAGCAGCCGAACAAACACAAGACGCUGGUGUCCAAGUCCACGCACAGUCUCAAGAGGACGUUCAUGUCUGGUUUCAAAAUGCGAAAACAGAGAAGUACCGGCGAGCUGGAGAAGAAAGUGUCGGGGAGCAUCAGGAGCACGGCGUCCUGUACGUCAUGGAUCAGCACUGGAUCGUCUCAGUCCGCGAUGGGAGAGUCCUAUAACACAGACUCCAACGCAAGUUUCAUCGUCGAGGACGAACAUAUGGACGUGAAUACGACGGAAACGUACGUGGGCGAAUGGAAGAACGACAAGAGAUCCGGAUACGGGAUCGCCGAGAGGACGGACGGGCUGAAGUACGAGGGUGAAUGGUUCGCCAACAAGAAAUAUGGUUACGGAGUGACUACGUUCAAGGACGGCACGAAGGAGGAGGGCAAGUACAAGAACAACGUGCUGGUGACGUCCCAGAAGAAAAAACACUAUUUCCUGAUGAGGUCAGCCAAGCUCAAGGAACGGAUCGAGGCCUCAGUAAACGCGGCGCAUAGAGCGUCGAAAAUUGCGUUGCAAAAAGCGGAUAUAGCAAUAUCUAGGAUGGCCACAGCGAGGGGCAAAGCGGAACUGUCUGACAUCGCAGCGGACCACGCUCGAGAGGAUUAUGAAAUUGCAAAACUCACCGCCAAACAGUUUGCACCAGAUUUCAUUCAACCAGGACUGGAAAAGACCAGACUCCGGGAGAUAUUGAAACAGCGUAUGUCAAUCGACCAAAAAACAAUAUUGCAGCCGUUGAUGCCGAUGCCUAAUCCCGUCGGACCGACAUCGUCGUCCGACGCAGGGGAUGCGUCGUCUCUGUCGUUGUCGACCAACAACCUGUUAUACUCAACCACCGGCGGUCAGCAGGAUGCAGCCGAGACUACACCACAAUUCAGACCCAGGUCGCACUAUGCGCAGCCUUAUUACCAGUCGACAGCAACCAGUGCCAGCAACCAUCAUCAGCAGCAGCAGCAGCAGCAGUCCAGCGGCGUUAACUCACAGAGUUCGACGGGCCAAUCGUACCCGCGAAACAGCCUCACGCCGGAAAUGAGACAGAACUCGUCAAGCAACCAUCACCCGGCGCACCAUCACCCGCAGCAGAACCACGGUUACAACCAGAAUAAUGGUGGGUUCUCGGCACCGCCACCGCCGCCGCCGAGCCGCGCCAACAACAACGGCCUCGGCGACCAGUACCCCCGGUAACGCACAGAACAGCAUGUACGGCGCCGGGGCCCGACGGCCGUACGGCCAGAACGGCAGCGGUGGAGGUCCACCGACAGCCCGCCAAAGCGUCGUCGACAGAGCGUCGUUUUCACAGCAACGCAUGUCGUCGUCGUCGCACGCCCCCCUACCCCCGAGCCAACGACGAUGGCAACGGUGCAAGUGGAGGCGCUGGCCCGUCACGUCGUGACAGUAACAGCCGACCAAAUCGUCACAACCAAUACGAAGUAGGCGUCGAUGACGACCCCGAUCCUUCGCUGUUAAAACGAAACACAAAAUACGUCAACAGGGAGUCGCUAUACUCAUUCCAACAGGUAACACAGCAGCCGACUGGAAGCUCAGCCGUAAUCACAUCUGA